AUGUAUCCCAAAGUCGUUGCAUUAUCCGCAGACCGGACGAUUUUCUCGGGAGAUCUUAACGAGAAUACCUGGGGAAAAGGACACGGAGCACAUCCAAAAGUUGAAGACAACAUCCAAAAGGUCAACGAUCAUGUAGUACAAGACCGAACCAAUGCAAACCAUAAAUGCGAGCUUUAUCCUGCCGUUCCACGAAUCGUGGGUGACAUCUUGAAGAACGGUGCAAAGCUCGCCAUUGUUUCACGAAACUCGAGCAGAGAUAUGGUAGACAGAGCACUCUACUACUUCAUGGUCAAGGAUCAGCACGGAAAAGAUCGGCGGCUCAUCGAGCUAGUCACCUAUGAUGAGGUGUACGACCAGCAUAAGACGGUCCACUUUCGCAACAUUCACACCUAUGGCGUCGCCAACAAUGAGACGUACAUAUCUAUGAUUCUAUUCGACAAUAUGAAGCAGAGCACCCGCGUCGAAAUGAUGAAAGGCGUGACCUACCAGUGGUGCCCUCACGGGUUAACUUGGAAUAUGUACAACGAAGGAAUUGCCACCUGGCGCCGUAUGAAAGCUCAUCAGCUUCAUUGGCGGGGUCUUCAGCUCGAUGCCUACCCAAAGCAAAAAUUGAUUGGGUAUUCCGGGAUGGACAUCGGCACCAUCGAACUUCUUGAGAAGGGCGGUAGGCGUCUCGACAGGAAGGAGGCCGCGCGAUGGGGAUAUGCUAUGUACGUUGCAGACGACCCCGUCGUUGCAAAAUAUUUCUCCGACUGGAUCAAAGCCACUACUUUUGGUCCUCAAGCGAAGACCAUUGUCUGUGAGAUACACGCUAGAGAUGGUGACUUAUGGGAUAGUAUGAACAAGAUCUGGGUACCUGAUAAUCGACAUGAUCUCAAGACCGACGUCGAUCAAGACGAACUGACCGUUGCGAAGAGUGAACUCACACGCGACAAACAGGUUAUCGAAUGGGGUGUUCAUCGGCCAUACGUACUGUUUUCCAGGCAUCCUAACAUGGGAAAACGGGAUGGACUCCAGUUCCCUAUCCCUAAACCACAGCGUUUUAACGAGCUAGUCAUCUAUGGCCAGACGCAGGAAACCCUCAUCGUCAUCAAACGUAUGACCGACGCCCAACUCAACCAAGCCAUCAGGAAUAAGGUGAACCUUCAGUACGAAAACAAGAUUGCUGAAUGGAAUAUCACGAUGCCCGAGGAGACGAAGGCGGAUUUCCGGACACAUCAUGAACAUUACUCUUAG
Molecule: messenger RNA, 1236 nt
Organism: Marasmius oreades (fairy-ring Marasmius)
Lineage: Eukaryota; Fungi; Basidiomycota; Agaricomycetes; Agaricales; Marasmiaceae
Exons: 9
Coding region: 1-1236 (411 amino acids)
Molecular function (GO): acid phosphatase activity
Source: RefSeq, a predicted model, not a curated record